This is a messenger RNA of Coffea eugenioides, 850 nucleotides long. Its product is annotated as 1,4-dihydroxy-2-naphthoyl-CoA thioesterase 1-like. NCBI's taxonomy places the organism in Eukaryota, Viridiplantae, Streptophyta, Magnoliopsida, Gentianales, Rubiaceae. The record is from RefSeq and is a predicted model, not a curated record. Gene Ontology annotation, biological process: phylloquinone biosynthetic process. The coding region runs from base 171 to 653 and encodes 160 amino acids. Gene Ontology annotation, molecular function: 1,4-dihydroxy-2-naphthoyl-CoA thioesterase activity. Gene Ontology annotation, cellular component: peroxisome. The transcript is spliced from 3 exons.
UCAGUUUAUUGGUUUAUCUGAAUCACUUCCAACUCUCUUCAUAGCAGUUCUUAUUUGAAUAGUACAAGAAGUAGACAAUUUUGGGUUCCUAAAUUCAAACUUGAUUACGACUAUAAAGAUAAAGCUUAGUAGUUGUUAGUUACUGUAGUCAUACGAGGGUGCAGAAAACCAUGAUGUCGCCGCCGCGGCCACCGCCAAUUGAAUUGACAAAGGAACAGCUCUUGGAUGGUCCGCUUAAAGCAUUUGGAUUUGAGCUUGAUCUCAUCUCGCCGGAAAAAGUUACUGGGCGCCUUGUGGUCACUCCCAAUUGCUGUCAGCCAUUUAAGGUGUUGCAUGGAGGGGUGUCAGCAUUAAUAGCGGAGGGGUUGGGAAGCAUCGGAGCUUAUACGGCCUCCGGCAGGCGGAGGGUGGCCGGAAUACAACUGAGUAUUAACCACCACAAGAGUGCUCAAGUAGGUGAUCUUUUGUUUGCUGAGGCAACUCCUCUCAGUACUGGCAAAAUUAUUCAGGUCUGGGAAGUGCAUUUGUGGAAAACUGGUUCCUCAAGCUCAGAGAAUAGGUCCUUGAUGGCAUCAUCCAAGCUUACACUUGUAUGCAACCUUGCAGAAAAUACCAAAGAUGCUCAAAAGUAUGUCAAGCAUGCCAAGUUGUGACUCUUUUGUGGUCAUACUGUCUAGAAUCAAUUAUCAACAAUGCAUAAGUAUUGGAAUUAUGUAGAGUUAUGCAAAACCUUUUCUCUUUUUUUUUUUCGGGUAUUUUGCAUAAUACAAAGUGAUGGUCCUUUACACGUAGUUCAGUUUGUCCCAAAAUGUUUGUCAAAUAAAUAUCACUUAAAUGUAUGGUAUUGAGC